Molecule: messenger RNA, 3759 nt
Organism: Gasterosteus aculeatus aculeatus (three-spined stickleback)
Lineage: Eukaryota; Metazoa; Chordata; Actinopteri; Perciformes; Gasterosteidae
Gene: ttc39a
Product: tetratricopeptide repeat domain 39A
Molecular function (GO): protein binding
Source: RefSeq, a predicted model, not a curated record
AACCAAUCGGAGCAGAGACUGCAGUGUGUAGCGUGAGGGUGAGGAUCGGUCGGACAGGCCUUUUGUAUGUUAUUGUGUGUGUGUGUUAGAGGCACCACAGAUGGACUGUGUUUUCUUAACUCAUGUCUAUGGUCAUCCCAAUCUUAUUAAGAUCUGCUGUUGCAUCCUUCCUCCUCCUGCUCCUCCUCCUCCUCCUCCUGCUCCUCCUCCUGCUCGUCUUCUCUCUCUCUCUCUCCGUCUCUCUCUCUGUGUCUCUUUCACCUGACUGCCCCUCUGCUGCUGCUGCUUCUGCUCUCGUUGCUGCUACCGACAGAGACGUCACACGACUGGACAAGCAGCUCUCCCUCUCUGUCUUCUACACACACACACACACGCACGCACACAAACACUUUUGCCAGAUGAAAAUGUCAGAAGAGGAAGAGACUCCGGCAAACGGGUGCUCGCGGUCAGAGCUGUCGCUGGCUCUGGAGGACUGCAUGGCCGCCCUGGAUCUGUUCCUCAGAAACGACUUUGAGAAGGCGCAGGCUCGGCUCAGAUCCAGAACCAAAGACAGCAUGUACCACGCUCUGACCUACGCCACCAUCCUGGAGAUGCAGGCUAUGAUGACCUUUGACCCGCAACACAUCCAGAUUGCAGGAAACACGAUGAAAGAGGCCCAGGCUACCUGUCAGCGACAACGCAAGAAGUCGAGCUUCUCCAAGAGCUUCACAGAAGAGGAGCUUCACGCUGAGGUUUGCUACGCUGAGUGUCUCCUGCAGAGGGCAGCACUCACCUUCCUUCAGGAUGAAAACAUGAUCAGUUUCAUCAAAGGAGGAAUCAAAGUCAGGAACAGCUACCAGACAUACAAAGAGCUGCACACAGUCCUCCACUCUUCCGGGUACACUCAGGGUGAAAACCACGGCCAUUUUGAGGGGGGUGUUAAACUGGGAGUCGGAGCCUUUAACCUAAUGAUUUCCAUGUUGCCCACGCGGACGCUCAAGCUGCUGGAGUUUGUGGGUUUCACUGGAAAUAAGGAGUUUGGUCUUCAGCAGCUUCAGGAGGGUUCCGCGGAAAGCACGUUCAGGUCCUUUCUUUGUAACAUGCUGCUGCUCUGCUACCACACCUUCAUGAGCUUCAUACUUGGCACUGGGGAAGGAGAUGUUGAAGAUGCAGAGAAACUGUUGCAGCCAUAUCUCGAAAAAUAUCCACAGGGAUCCAUCUUCCUUUUCUUCGCUGGUCGAAUAGAAGAGAUCAAAGGCAACUUGGACGCUGCCAUCAAGCGUUUUGAGGAGUGCUGCGAGGUGCAGCAGGAGUGGAAACAGUUCCACCACAUGUGCUACUGGGAGCUGAUGUGGUGCUUCACAUACAAGAGGCAUUGGAAGAUGGCCUACUUCUACGCUGACCUGCUCAGCAAGGAGAACACUUGGUCCAAGGCUACUUAUGCGUAUAUGAAAGCGGCGUACCUCAGCAUGCUGACUCCGGAUGAUUGCCUAACCUUCGGGGAGACUGCGUUCACUCUGUUCAGGCAGGUGCCAGGGCUGAAGCAGAAGAUAGCGGGGAAAUCUUUACCGACUGAGAAGUUUGCGAUCAGGAAAGCCCGUCGCUACCUUGCAGAAAGCCCAAUUGCUCUUCCCGCUCCGCCGCUGGAGAUGAUGUACAUCUGGAACGGCUACACGGUCAUCGGGAAACACAAAGAGCUGACGGAAGGCAUGCUGGCGACGCUGAGUGAGGCUCAAGCUCAACUCGACAGCACACCAAGGUCGGAGUUCACCUUCGAUGACCAGUGUCUGCUGAGCCUCUUGAAGGGACUGUGUCUCAAACACCUGGGGCGUCACGAGGAAGCCGAACAAUACUUUACCCUCAUCCUCUGCAAUGAGUCGCAGAUCAAGUAUGACCACUACCUGGUUCCUAAUGCCCUGCUGGAGCACGGCCUGCUGUGUCUGGAGCAAGGCAGGAGGGCUGAAGCUAUCAGACUCCUAGAAACUGCAAAGCAAAAUUACAAGCACUACUCGAUGGAGUCACGUACCCACUUCCGUAUUCAGGCUGCUCUGCAUAAGGCCAAGGGAGCGGGGGUGAACGGCAUCAGUGUUUCCUCCAGCCCAUAACAGGCAGCGGAGGACACACUAGAGCAGAGACAGCUUCUUCCGACUGUAGUCCCACUAUUUUACACUUAGCCCGGGCCGGCCCCGCCUUUUUAGGCUGGCGAUUUUGUUUUUUUUUUGUCUUUUUUUAUCAGAAGGGUAGGAGAAGAUGGAGGCUCCCUUUCGGGGGCAACUGCUGCUCCGUGUGGCCCCGACAAGAUAAGUCAGGUUUGCUACGUCCUCUUCAAGAGAAACGUAUUAUGAAACUUCAGCAUAAAGGCCACCAAUAAGGGCCGCACACGGGUAUGAAACACGGUGAUGGUGUAGUUUAUACUGCAAACUGCCUCCAUUACUACCCCAGGAUAAAAAUGUGCCCAGGUCAGGGUGAUGUCCCAAAUACCCCCCUGAUUAAUUACCGACCCUAACUACACCUGAACAGCAGCACCAUUGACUUUGUUGGUACAAAGCUCUGCCACCUACCUUAAUUUAAAUGAAAGAUUAUUGAUUAAAUGACUUGAAAAUGUUUGACAUCAGGUACUUAUACACAAGGACUGUUAAAGAGAACAGUUAAAAGGGUCUCACCUUUAAUUAAGAUAUUUGAUCGAAUCCAAUAUGACCUAAAUCAAUUAUUAAUUACAUAAAAAAAGUAUUUAUACGUUGGAUUCACUUUUACUCCAUAAAUGGCAAUUUAUAGAUUGAGUGAACCUUUUAUUGUUUCAGAAGGAAAUGUCUUAAUGUGGAAUAGGUACUUCUGCAGAACUACUUGGAUCUUAAACCUUGUUGUAUUUACAGUCACGUGGAAUGGCUUUUGCACAGAGCUUUGCAAACUCUCCGGAGUGAAAUAAUCAGAGUUUCAGUGAGAGUUGUUCUUUACAUGUAUAUACUGUAAAUGGCACCUUUUACACAAAUUGUCCUGUUUUGAGAGGACAGAUGAAUGUGUCUUUUAGAAAGGCAGACUCCCUCCUUUUCUCCUCCCGGCUUGCGGGACGGGCUCCAACAGUACUUGAGCUUCAACAAAUAGGCCAUUCAUGGCGAGCGGCGAAGGACUGCCUGCUUGUCCGUCUGUUGCAUCUUUAGUGAGUGAAGAAGCUCCGUACGGGAACCACCACCGUCAUCCUGCUUUGUGAAUGUCUUCUGCUGCUCCUUUAUCUCCCAUGCUUGACUACAGCCAUCUAUCAAGGGACAUGGGCACCAUAACCAUACUCAAAUAAUAAUCUGUAUAUGUGCAAACACUUGUAAUGAUUGAUGAUAAGGCAGAACGGGGUCACCUCUAAUCGUGUUGGAGGUUAUUUGAAGGGCUAUCUCAGUCCAAAACCUGGAACCUCAGAUGGUGUCUCAAGUGUUGGAAUAAGAGCACUGCUGAUUUAUUCAUGAUUAGACGAAAGUUUGGGAUUCAAGACAAUAACUAAAAGUCGGUUUCAAUUCUUUAAUGGUGAAGGAAAUGUACUUUAAAUAUACUCUAAACAGCUCUCGUGAGGACAAACAAAUUUCAUUUACUGAUUGAUCAAAAGUAUUUUUAAUCAAUUAGUUUUAAAAAUAUAGCUGAAAGGAACUAACCAAAUUUAGUGGCAUUGUGAUGUUUACAAUCAGUAUGUUUUAAUCGGCACGGCUACUUUUGAGCAGAAUGACAUUCCUGUAGAUGUUUCUAUUAUAAUUUAAGAUGUUAUGAUGAUAAGCAACUAAAAAAAACACAUCCCCA